AUGGAUCGCCCAGUUGAUCCGCACGAGAAAAAGUAAGUUCCGAUUUUUUCCCCAAAAAAAUAAUUAUUUUUGCGAACUGCGCCCGAAAAAAGAAGGUUUGCAUUGUUUUUGUUAUACGCUGGUGGAUUUCGCGGGGAUAUUAUGGAAGAAAGUGGUAUAAUUCGCUGUAAAAUGGCGUGUAAACACGUGUAAAUUUCAGUUCUUUUCAUGAUCUACCUCACUUCACGGAGUUUGGUGGGUUUUAAUUGAUUUUCGUUGGGUUUAAUCUAAAGUAAUAUAAUUUUACUGAUCAUUUAUUUUCAGCCAGUGCCAAACAAGUCCAUGAAGGACUAAAAACUAUGGUGGAGCACCCUGGCCCCCCGAAUCAGACCGGGGGGCCAUUGGACUAUCACAAAAGGGUGCUCACCUUGGAUGUUUUGGUCGAAACCGGAGCGCCCUGGCCCUCCGCUUCGUGCGGGGGGCCCUGUGGAAAUUUUUCGGGCGCUCGGCAAGACCAUGGACCCCCUGAAUCAGCCCAGGGGUCCUCUGGAAUGAAAAAGGUGGGCAGAAAAUGAGGUAAGCGGUAUUUUUAUAUUUGUUUCCUUCGAAGUUUAGACUCAUGCUUAGAAAUUUUGAACGAUGUUGUACUAGGCACAAGCUGUGGAUGGGUUUGGUCAGAACGGGCCGGAAACUUGAUUUUUUCGAUUGAUUUUGCUUCUGGCUUUCAGUUGCUUUUAUCAAAAGAAUAUUAAUAGCUCCUAAGUUUAGGGUUUUUAGGUAACAUUUUGUGUUUUUUUAGGUAACAUUUUUGAGUUUUAGGUAACAUCUCGUUCUAUUAUGUAAUUAUACAAUUGAAAAUUAACAUGAAUAGGAUUAUCUCUUCUUUUUCAGACUCUUACAUGCUCUAUUUCCACCGAUCCUUCGCUGAACUGGGCUAGAACCGCGAGUUUAUCAUGCAGGUCAAAUGCCCGUACCACUGAGGCGUACGAACAGCAGUGA
Messenger RNA from Bursaphelenchus xylophilus (pine wood nematode), 978 nucleotides. The record is from the annotation of a GenBank genome assembly. Lineage: Eukaryota; Metazoa; Nematoda; Chromadorea; Rhabditida; Aphelenchoididae.